This is a messenger RNA of Cebus imitator (Panamanian white-faced capuchin), 1121 nucleotides long. It is a transcript of the gene FOLR1, whose product is annotated as folate receptor alpha. Bases 214 to 981 code for a protein of 255 amino acids. Gene Ontology annotation, cellular component: external side of plasma membrane. The transcript has 5 exons. Gene Ontology annotation, molecular function: signaling receptor activity. Lineage: Eukaryota; Metazoa; Chordata; Mammalia; Primates; Cebidae. Gene Ontology annotation, biological process: sperm-egg recognition; fusion of sperm to egg plasma membrane involved in single fertilization; cell adhesion. The record is from RefSeq and is a predicted model, not a curated record.
GCCUGGCUGGUGCUCACAUGCAAUAAUUAACUGCUGAGUGGCCUUCGCCCAAUCCCAGGCUCCACUCCUGGGCUCCAUUCCCACUCCCUGCCCCACUGCCCGUCUCCUAGGCCACUAAACCACAGCUGUCCCCUGGAAUAAGGCAAGGGGGAGUGGAGAGCAGAGCAGAAGCCUAAGCCAGACCCAGAGCCACCUCCUCUCCCAGGGACAGACAUGGCUCAGCGGAUAACAAUACAGCUGCUGCUCCUUCUAGCUUGGGUGGCUGCAGUAGGGGGGGCCCGGACACCAACUGUGCGGGCCAGGACUGAACUUCUCAAUGUCUGCAUGGAUGCCAAGCACCACAAGGAAAAGCCAGGCCCCGAGGACAAGCUGCAUGAGCAGUGUAGUCCCUGGAGGAAGAAUGCCUGCUGUUCUACCAACACCAGCCAGGAAGCCCACAAGGAUGUUUCAUACCUGUAUAACUUCGACUGGAACCACUGCGGAGAGAUGGCACCUGCCUGCAGACGGCAUUUCAUCCAGGACACCUGCCUCUAUGAGUGCUCCCCCAACUUGGGGCCCUGGAUUCAGCAGGUGGAUCAGAGCUGGCGCAAAGAGCGGGUACUGGACGUGCCCCUGUGCAAAGAGGACUGUGAGCAAUGGUGGAAAGAUUGCAGUACCUCCUACACCUGCAAGAGCAACUGGCACAAGGGCUGGAAUUGGACCUCAGGGUCUAACAAGUGCCCGGUGGGAGCUGCCUGCCUAUCUUUCCAUUUCUACUUCCCCACACCCACUGAUCUAUGCAAUGAAAUCUGGAGUCACUCCUUCAAGGUCAGCAACUACAGGCGAGGAAGUGGCCGCUGCAUCCAGAUGUGGUUUGACCCGGCCCAGGGCAACCCCAACGAGGAAGUGGCGAGGUUCUAUGCUGCAGCCAUGAGUGGAGCUGGGCCCUGGGCGGCCUGUCCUGUCCUGCUCAGCCUGGGCCUGCUCUGGUUGCUCAGCUGACUUCUCUGUUUACCGUCUGAUACCUGGACAUCCUUGCCCUGUUUAGCCCCAUAGCUCCCAACUGUUUGGUUUCUGCUCCAUGGUUGGGCCUCUGACAGCUACUUUGAAUAAACCAGACACCCCACAUGCCUUGAGGAUUA